Messenger RNA from Porites lobata, 9246 nucleotides. Lineage: Eukaryota; Metazoa; Cnidaria; Anthozoa; Scleractinia; Poritidae. The record is from the annotation of a GenBank genome assembly.
UUUUUAGCCGGUAAUCUCAUAGUAGGAAGCGGUGAAGUCCUGGAGAUCAACACGACUGCACCAUCCAUCGUUAAUAACAACUGCCCCAGUUGCAAUUACAACGCAUCACAUGAAAAAAGAUCUUCCUCAAGCUCGAAUGGUGAACAUCUGGCUGCCGUGAUUAGGUUCAGUGGUAACAUUGAGUUCAGAAACGGUUCAACAGUCCAAGUAUCUGGAAAGUAUGGUCUGAGUAUAACAAGUCAGAAUGGACACAUCUUAAUAGAAACUGAUAUUGACAUGACGUGUAGAGAUAGGGUGCUGGAUGAAACAUGUCUCGGUGGGUUCACACAGUCAUCAGUAAGGCCGUUGGAAGAUGUCAAUAACCCUCCUAGACUCUUAUAUAAAGGUAAUGGAAUCUGCUUUUAUUGCCUUUCUCAUAUUUGCGUUUGGCUUUUCCUCUUGCUUUCACACUUACUUCCUGGGAGGUGGGUACAUUAGGUAAAAUAAGAAGGUGUGAUAACGAACAGUAAAUCGCUGAGUCUCUUUAACGUUUCCUUCGGAAGUAAAUUCAGACUCAACCACGAGGUAAAAUUGGUUUCCUUGGAAAGUCAGUGCAAUAUAAUUUGAUAGUUCAGAGGGAUUUAACGUUUUGAAAGGACAAAAACAUUGGCUCGAACUCCUGCCACAUCUGAGGUCUAAGGUCAUACUAGACGUGACCGAUUUAUUGCCACGAUUUGUUUAACUUAACAGGGACAGGAGGAAUAUAACUCCAUGGUAGAGCAGCUGCUACUAAGCAGGAUUUUUGCAUCUAGUCAUGAAUCACUGCUUUGCUCAGGGAACAGGUCCUUUAUGGCUGCUGGUCUUCACUCAAGAUUCCGUGGCCAUUUGAGCCAUAGGAAGCUCCCAGCUUCUUUGUCACUUCUCACACCUUCUUGUGACCUUUUAUUAUGUUUUGUGAGUGGCUAAAAAACAAAUAGAGGAAAUUCUAAAUAUGCUGAUCUUCCAACCUUAUACAGCCUAAUUAAAGCUCAUUUCUGCAAAGCCCAUGUUCUCACAACAGGUAGAAAAUAUUGCUUUAUGAUCACAAACUUAGCGAGGAUAUUUCAAUUACUGAAUUUUUUUUAAUAUCUUAUCAUAUUCUCUUAAUUUUAAGAAAUAGAGAUAAGUUGCGUCCUUAGUAUUACUCUCCCGAAUAGAAUGCUAGUCCAUCAAAGGGAAGCGGCAGUAUUAUUUCGUGUGAUACUUCUUUUUACCACUGGGUGGAGACGGACGAAGUGAAGUACUAGUCAAUAAAAACCAUGCGCUGCUUGAAUUCCUUCCUCCAUUUCUAAAGUCCGAUAAAAUACCACUUUUCUUGUACUCUAAUGACUUAAUAAGACUUCUUGGUGAUGGUUAAGUUUUGUAAACGGGAUUUUUAAUGAUUUUUAUUUUCUUUACAGGUCUUGGUCCUGGUGGCCUCAAAAAAGCCGUAGAUUUUAAUUUGGACCUUCUUUGCGUACCUGGUUCUAGUCAUGGCGGAAUAGGACUGCCGGUUUCGGGUUAUCCACUAUAUUCAGAUCAACCAUAUGAUCAACAGGACACAGUAUCACUAUUAGGAGGAAGCGGAGGUGAGAUAAACUAUUUUAAAAUCACUUUGUGGCUCUGAUGUAAGUACUAAUGAGGGCUGGAAUGGAAACUGGUCAAUAAGAAAAAAGAUAACAAGAAAAUCUUUGGGCACACUACAAUUACUGUACCUUACGGCAUACUACCUACGACAAAUCAGGCCUAUAUUAGAAGAAUUAACUGUGUUUUAACUACAUUUUACUAAAAUUCUGGAAACUGCUGAUUGUAAGUAAAGUAGUCAUGACUGUGAAAGUUUUCAACCCAGGAGUCAUUUCAUUCGAAUAUGACCGUCCAAGUGAACGUAGUCCUGAAUGACUGACAACCUGUGCUGUAGUCAUCUUCAAAGUCAAAGUGAGUUGUAUCACGUCAGUUGAUAGUAUAAAACUCUGGUUAUUGGCCUGAUUUGUGAAUUAAGUCGCGAUGUUAUUGGCCAUGAAGACUCGUAAUGUCAUUGGUGCGUUUCGAUCCGUCUAUUGUCAGAGUUAAACUGUCGAUUAUUGUUAGUCAAAUUGUCAGUUGUCUAGUCAUUCUCUCGUAAUUAGUUUUGCUUGAGUGCUUCGAUAAGUCGUUUGUGCGGUGCCGGUAUCUGACUUCUCUUAUAAGCAGCUGCUACAUGACUCAGUACAUCCCAUGAUCAAUGUUCUCGUACACAUUCGCAUUCUCACAAUGUUCACAGGGAUUUUCAGAGUGACACGUGGUGGUCUACUCUAGGGUAUUACUUUCUGUUUCCUCACUGUCGUUUUCAGUGACGUUGUCGAUCACGUGGAUGUCUUCAGCUUCUCUGCCAUUCGCAAAAGCUACCUCUUCUCCCUCUUCCUUUCUAUCCGUUGAACUUUCCACGUUACCCUCGUUCUCGGAAGUAUUUUCUCCAUUUUGGUAGCGUUAUUAGAGACCUUUAGAUUCUAGGACGAGAACGACUACGAGUACGAGAUUUCACGUAAAGUGUUUUCGCGUAUUCUCAAAUAAUAAGGAGCUUUAGCAUCGACGAAGGCAACGGCAGCGAAAACGUCACUUUUAAAAUGCAUUCGGGUUUUUUCAAUCUUGGUCGGGUUUAUUCUAGUUUGCUGAAAAUGGAAAAUGUACGCAAAUUUCACUGGAGUUGAUUUCUUAAGGACUGCACUCAAGAUUAGAGAGAGAAAAAGAGAUUCGUCGUCGCUUGUUUACGUCCUCCAUAAAACUUGCAAUUAGGCAUUUUUACGUCUUAGUCGCGCAAGGAAGGUAAAGAAAUGUACAAAAAAGCGUGAUGCACGUAGAAAGUUGUUGUUUUGCGUAAUAAGCCUUUGUUUUUUUUUGACGUCCUCGUUGCCGUCGCCGUCGUCGUUGCUAAAACUCCCCACUGACUAAUAGACACCCCGGAUAGCCUCAUUGUACAUCUUUUCACCAAAACAAAUUAGCACUGUUUUCUUUAUUGAAAGAGAUUAAGAUAUCUCCCGGGCGCAAAAUAACCAGCGUAUAACAGUUUAUAACUUGUGUCCGCUAACACGACAUUCUCGCUAAAACUCUUAGUAGAAUGACAAAGACUAUCAUUUUUUUCCCGCCAAAAUGACGCUGGUUCACACGGGCGCACUAACUCAGUAGCAUUGAGGAAAUCACGUACUCGUAGUCGUACUGGUCUUGGAAUCUAAAGCUCUCUAUUCUUUUUCUACCAAAUCAAUUCUUUGUCAUUGAUUAAGCCCUUAUUGACUACAAACUCCGCAAGUCCAUCUAUGAACACAUUCAACGCAGGAGGUUUGGUCACAUAAUCGUUAUGAGGAACUAGCAUUGAACACACUGAACGAGCUCGGUAAUGUUUGUCACGGGAAUUAUUGGUUUAUUUCGAAGCAACUGUCCGCGGGGAGGCCAGAAUAGAAUACCUCUAGAAGCUGCCAUGAUCUAUAGAAAAUCAAAAGUAUGCUCUUUACACACCACUUAAAAAAAAAUUACCAUUUAAUGGCAAAGGUUUCAGGUAAGUGAUAAAAAGAAAGACAUUACCAUAAGGACGGUCUGUGAAAGAGUCAAAGACCCAUAGAAGACAGACCAUCUAAAAAAUAGUCAUAUCAUAAAAACUAGCUUAAAAGACAGACAAUUAAAAAUGUAAAAACGCAUACGGAGAUAUGUACAAAAAAAAAACAAUCAAUAAAAUAAUAAUAAUAAUUUAAAAACCUCACACAUUUCCAUCUAAAAGCUUCCUCACUCCUUUUUUAAAACUAGCAAUAGUUGUUGCUUGACGAAUAGGCAAUGGAGGAGUGUUCCAUAUCUCCACGAUCCUACUGGAAAAAAACUAAAUGUAUUAGUUCUAGCAUGAUUCUUUUUAAGAGUACAUUCAUCUUUUCCCCUUUAAGGACAUCGAUCAGAAACGGAGAAAGACUGUACAUAUGUAAAUAGCUCAAUGUUUAUAUAACCAUUCAGGGCUGGAAUAAAACGUCAAAUAAAAAUCGCUAUAUUUGUUCUAAGGACAACAAAUCGAGCUUUUUUCUCCGUUGUUCGUAAUCAUCAUUGGUCCCCGAAAUAAACUUAGUUGCCCUUCGCGGAAUUCCCUCCAACUUAGAAAUCUUUCUAGAUGUGUGUGGUGACCACAGAACACUAAAAUACUCUAGCUGUGACCUGACCUGGGCAAGAUACAGAGUUCUCAAUGUGGAAACAUCUUGAAAUCCUUUACAGGUCCUUUUAAUUAGACCUAGAAUCUUGUUGGCCUUAUUCGAUAUUUUAUCAAUAUGAGUGCUCCAAAACAGAUUGCAAUCUGUAACCAAGCCAAGAUCACGGAACUCAGAUGUUACCUCCAGGAUCGUAUUAUUUAAGUGUAAGUCAGAGUGAAUAGGUGUUUUCCUUUUAGUGAUAUGCAUUAGUUUAAAUUUCUCCACGUUAAACUCCAUGAGGUUUUGUUGACUCCAUGCACAUAAAUUGUCGAGAUUUGACUGAAAUACGGAAUAAUCAGCUAGACAGUUUAUAAUCCUAGAUGUUUUACAGUCGUCAGCAUAUAAUGACACACAGUUUCCAGGCAUCACUACUUCAAGCAAAUCACUAAUGAAAAUUACAAAGAAGAAAGGGCCCAAUAAGGAGCCCUGAGGUACCCCCGAUGGAAGAGCUCACCAUGUAGAAUUCAUUCCUUCUAUGACAACUCUCUGUUCUCUGUCAGUGAGAUAAUCCUUACACCAAUUCAAAAGCGCACUUGAGAUACCAAAAUUGCCCAAUUUUUUGCAGCAGGAUAUUAUGUGCCACUCCGCUAAAUGCCUUUGCAAAGCGAAGGAAAACAACGUCCAUCUGUUUGCCCUCAUUCAAGGUAGCACAUGAACCUCCCCUCACAAACCCGUGCUGCCAAUCUGUCAGAUAAGGAGCCACAUGCGGGUAUAAAGCAUUAUACACAAUCCCCUCUUGACAUUUACUCGGAAUGGAUAGUAAUGAAAUAGACCGAUAAUUUUCGACUACAUCUUUAGAAUCAGCUUUAAAAACAGGAGUAACAUUAGCUCGCUUGGGAAAGACUACUCAAAACAUCUUUCAUCGUUGCCUCUUUAAUUUAUUACCGCUUUCAUCAUCAAAACUUCCGCUCUUUCAUUUUUCACUAUUGUGCUCUUUGUCAACCAAAUCUAUCUUUUUCUUCAUCUCGAGAAAUGCCGGUACAAAGGAGGCUUCGAAUAAGUAACUAAUAGCUUCGUUUCCUCUUUUAUAGCAUCAAAAAACCUAAGCUUGUAACAACAGGGACCACCGACUUGUACUAGAAUUCGCUCCUUUGUAAAGUGGAAGACAAUUUUUUUCUUAGGUCUACUUAGGAGCCCCUAGUCUACUACAGCAUCUUUAUAUGACAUAUGACAACAAUUUCCUUUUCUUCGGGGAUUGGAAUGUAUUUGUUGUGUGCAUUGGAUUAAUGCAUGCAUGAGUUAUGGAGUGUCUGUUCGUAAGAGAAACUGUCGCUGAUGAACUGGAUAAACAGCUUACAGUUGAAGAAAAUCACGGUUGUUCUUCACGACACGAAACAGUGCUACAACACGAGAAGUACAAGACAGAGUAGUCAGCUGAACAUUCCGAGAUGCCAUCGAGCUGACGGUCAGCGGUCAUUCUCCUACCGAGGGGUAAAGCUUUGGAGUGGCAUCAGUGAUAAUGUUAAAUCUACCGACUCAGUUAACAAGUUUAAGAAGCGACUUGUCAAACUAGCCCUUUCCAAUCAAGAACCGGAUUCGAAAUAGCAAGUUUUAGUUCAUUCAUUAUUUUUAUUUUGUAAUUAUUCUUUUUUAUAAAUUACUGUUAUUGAUUCCUUUUUCUUACAAUUUUCUUGCCUUAUUGUCCUGUAACUUACAAGCCCUUUGAGGUAUUUUAAUAAAAGUCUGUGUGUAUGUAACUGUAAUUAAUUAGCUAUUUUAAAGCGGAGCUUCACGUUCGCGCGGGCGAGCGGAGCCCAUACCUACGAAAAUUAGGUAAUCUAUCUAUCCGAGAAAUUUUGUUAAUCAAGUGAUCGGACAACCAUACGCCCAUCCACCCGUCCGUCCGUACCACAGGGAGACCAAAAUGUGAAAUGUCUAAUUUUCUAGCUAGUGUGGGAGCCCGUAACCUGUUUUUAACCUGAUAAUAGACAUCCAUAUUAUGGUCAAUUGACAGGUGUCAAAACAGUAUCUGCUUACCAGUGUCACAUGACCGUAUCGCCAGCUCAGAUGCGUGUUUUUUAGAGUUUUCCGCGGACCAGUUGUUAGCUAUUAAAUGAUCGCGGGCUCAAGUUUGUCUUAAUUCAUAUGGUUUUUCCUUAAAGUUAAGUAUAGUUUAGUCGUCUUUUCAAUAGUUUAAAGUCCAUUGGCUGCAGUAAAUUUAAAAUGCAUAAAUGGGAACUUCACUUUUAGCUUUGGCUACAUAUAUAUAUUCGAAAUGUGGUGGUGGUGAAGGAAAACAAUAGAAAUGUGGUGCUGGGGGUUGUGGAGGGAAAACAGUAAAAAUGUGGUGGUCGUGGAGGAAGUCUAAGCAAAAAAAUCUUUGGGUGGUAGAAAGAGCCAGUUUGCCUUCAUCCUCCUUAUCAUGUGCAAUUUUCGCGUCAAGAAUUAGUGAACCGGGACCAUGACUAUAGGCUGUCUACAAUGGACAAUGACAGUGGCGGGAAAUUUAUCGUUUAUGGUUACUUUACGGCUGAGUGAUUUUUAUUCACAAGCUUAUUCCUUCGACAACAUGAAUCAACCAAUGAAAAUUUUUCUUAGCUUCAAGUUCACCAAUUAAAAAUCAAGACUGAGCCAUUGCCCUAAAAAUUACUAGAAAACCUUUCAGACCGGUUAAAGAGCAUAAGAACAUGACAAACAGGUUCAACCGGUCAAGGUUAGGUGAGACUAUUGUUUCUAUUGUAUUAGAAUUAAACAAAAGGAAGAUAAUGAAAUUCCACCGCAUCUAUAAUUUUAUUCAAAUAAAGAUUCCUCUCUAAAAAGUUCAAGUCGAUCCUUACUAUACUACUAAACCAGAAAAUAUCCCAUCUACAACAAAAGAAUAGAACAAAUAAACUCGAAAAAGAGUUGAUAUAAGUAUGCAAAGACAAACGAAUGUUACCUAUCAGUGGUGAAAAUAAAAUUUUUGUCGUGAUAAAAUGUUUAAAAUUUGUAUUUUUGCUGUUAAUUCUAACCUUUUUUUAACCUUAGGUUCAUGUGCUCAUUGCCCAGGAAGUGUUGCUGGUGGAGGAGCCAUUGAAAUUGUAGCAGAUAAAGGAUGCAUAACCAUAAGUAUAAACGAUUAGCAAAUUCUUUGUAAACUAUUUACUAUGUAACUUGUUAACAACGUAGAACCCUGAAAGGCUGAAACAUGCCCAGGAAAAAUAUAAGUCUGAUGACAACUGCUACAGGAGCAGAGAUAGUGCUCGGCUUCCGACAAUAACCAGGAUGACCUUGUAAUUGAGUGUAUUACUCAUUCUCCUGAUUUCUAUGCAAUACUGCUAAUCUUUUACUCAGAAGCUUUGUUUUAAUCAUCCUAUCAUCCUGUAUCUAUCUCAGUCUUAAAACUGUUCCUUGCAGAAGAAUCUUAAAUGACCCAAUCAGCAGAAAUUCGACAUUUCAUUAACAGCCUGUUCACACCACGCCUUCAGGAAAUUUUUUUUUCCUACUAUCAUUUGUUUUAUUAUUUAUUGAUAAGGAAUAUGUUUCUUCGAUGACACAUUUUAAUUCAAUACUUUUUAGAUGCAAUCAUCAGAGCUUCAGCUCAGCGUGAAACAGUGGAAUCAUGUUCUGGUGGAUCUGGUGGACUUAUUCGUCUUAACGCUUCUCAAGUAAUCCAUGACUUUAAUGUGUAGUUCACAGCGACUCAUUAUUUUUGUGGCUUGUUUUUUUUUUGACAGCAGGAUUCCUAAAGGCAAAGUUUGAAUCUGUAUCUAGAACAGUCUGCAAAAUUCGCAGUAAUUUUUUUAAUUAGCAGCGAAGUUUGACUAGGUGUAACUACGGGACUGCCUCUUUCGCAGUUACCGUACUGAACAUUUAUGUAAUCCACAACCUCAACUUUUCAAUAGAGGAGUGGUUCUUCUCUGUAUUAAAAAGGUGUGCAUACGUCGCGAAUGAUGAUUUUAAACUAUAGGAGAAGUGCGACGCUGAAUACAUGCCAAAGUAAAGCUGUCUCAAGUAACAAACAAAAGAAGUAAAAAUCAAUAGAGGAGGCCUUUUUAUUACACGUACAAACGAUCCCUUGAAUCCCCGCUACUUCUUCAAGCCUCUUCUUCCAUUUUCAGACGGAGUAGGGUUGUUCGGAGGCUGAAAUAUCAACAUUUUCAUACGACUUGGUUUUGGUGAGAAGAAUAGCGGUCGAGACGCGAACACAGACUGAUUUGAUUGCAUAUUUUUUGGAAAAUCAACAAAUAGAUACACCGAGCACUUAACAAAGCAGAGUUUCUAAGAUUGGUGAAGUAAUACUGCAAAACUGCAUUAAUAGAGUGUAGCCACCAUGAUUUCGUAAGCUCCACAUGCUACAUGAGGUUUAUUUUCCGAAUCCGCAAAAUUAGUACUACUAAUCUUUAAUUUUAUCUCCACAAAUUUUGCUACCCCCAUUUCUGAAUAAAACUCUCACAGAUGCUUAUUCCAGAUUCUACUUUAAAAAAAUGAUUCUUAUCACAAGGUUUAAUCUUAUCUCAGAUAAUGGGUUAGAAAGUAUUUAGGUGUUACCUUGCUCUACUCUUACGAAGGAGAACAAGUGUUAAAAUAGGAUCUAUUUAUAACUCAGAAAGGAAAUGAUUCAAAUUUCGCCUUUAUGGCUAAAUUAAUAUAUAAACAGUUAAAUUGGAUGUAUGUAACAUCGUUCCCAGGGUAGAAACAAGGUCAGAGAGUAUGUCUGCGUUUUUUGGGAAAAUCGCCAAAUCCGGAUAUCCGGAUCCAAAAACGGAUGUUGCUUUUUUCAGAUGUGACAAGACACUAAGGGUCGAUCCAACGUUUUGGUUUUGAACUUUUCACUUGUUGCCUGAUUUUAUACCCAAUUUAACCAUGAUUUUCAUUGCUUUAUUUUCUUUAGGUUGAACUAAAGGAGCAAGGAAAACUCAUUGUUGAUGGGGGAAACGGCAAACGAAGAAUUGGACCAGGGUUGGGUGCAGCUACCGGUUUGGGUGGUGGAGCAGGUGGAAUUAUACAGAUAAUAUCACCUGCUGGUCGCUUGCCCCUUGAAGCUUUAUCUCUAAAACGAGGCACAAACCUUGGGUCGUGCGGCAGAGAGGCAGGACAUGGAUAUUACUAUUUUGUAGGAGGUAAUUUC